AUGAGCUCCAAUCCAGACUAUGACUUGAGCGCGCCCAUUCAGGAGGGCACUGGCCUCCGACAAGGCCUCACCUCCUACGGCGACGCGCACUUCUCGCUGUUCCUCCGCAAAGUCUUCAUCAAGGCCCUCGGCUACAGCGAAGAUGCGCUGUCCCGCCCCAUCGUCGGCAUCGUCAACACGUACAGCAGCUUCAACCCGUGCCACGCCAACGUGCCGCAGCUCAUCGAGGCCGUCAAGCGCGGCGUGCAGCUCGCUGGCGGCCUGGCCAUUGACUUUCCCACCAUCAGCCUGCACGAGUCGUUUGCCAGCCCGACGAGCAUGUACCUGCGCAACCUCAUGAGCAUGGACACGGAGGAGAUGAUACGCGCGCAGCCGUGCGACGCCGUGGUGCUGAUUGGCGGCUGCGACAAGACGACGCCCGCGCAGCUCAUGGGCGGCAUCUCUGCGAAUAAGCCCAUCCUGCACCUAGUCACGGGGCCGAUGAUGCCGGGUAGUCAUCGCGGUGUGCGUAUCGGUGCGUGUACAGACUGUCGAAACAAUUGGGCCAAGUUUCGCGCCGGGGCGAUUGACAUUGAAGACAUUUCCGCGAUUAAUGACGAGCUUGCGCCUACUGCUGGCACAUGCGGUGUUAUGGUAUUGCAGGCGAUCGGUGGAUCAACAAAUGCAGUGGUUCAUCUCAUGGCCAUUGUAGGGCGGCAUCCGCUGGUGGCUGGGACAAUCACGCUAGAUACAGUAGAUGAGAUUGGGCGCAAAACACCACUGCUGGUUGAUUUAAAACCAAGUGGUGAGAACUACAUGACUGAUUUCCACAAUUCUGGUGGCAUGCUCGCUCUUCUUCAUCAACUCAAGCCGCUGCUCCAUCUUGGGGCUAGAACUUACACGGCAAAUACUCUGGGAGAAGAGCUAGCGAGAAUUACCCCCCUUUCUGUCCCUCAGAGUCUCAGCUGCAUUCAGCUGUUUGCGGAGCCACUCUAUCCCUCGUCUUCGCUCGUUGUUCUCAAGGGAAACCUGGCGCCCGGCGGCGCAGUCAUGAAGGCAAGUGCCUCAAAGUAUAGACACCUGCUAAACCAUCGUGGCAGAGCCGUUGUCUUUGCAGGCUCAGCCGACCUCGCUCAACGCUUGGACGACCAUGACCUCGAUGUCACGGCGGACAGCGUGCUGGUUCUCCAGAACAUCGGUCCUGUCGGCAACCCAGGCAUGCCCGAAGCAGGCAUGAUUCCCAUUCCGCGCAAGCUAGCAGAGCAGGGUGUGACGGAUAUGCUGCGCGUAUCCGAUGGCCGAAUGAGCGGUACGGCGGGCGGUACCAUUGCACUGCAUGUUUCUCCCGAGGCGGCCAAUCCAUCGUCUGUGCUGGGGAUCGUCCGCACAGGCGACUGGGUCAUUUCGAUUUUCUCACAGCAGCUGGUCCUGCCUAAACUUUCUCUUCAAUUACCAUCUGAAUCAGGAACCGCAUGUGAUUUCCUGGCUACGUUCCCUGAGGGUGCCACGUCGGGUCUAGGUGAGGGGAAUCGUGCUGCCGAGUCGCGAAGUCGAUCGAGCCAGUCCAUGGCAACUACGGAGGAGCUGUGA
This is a messenger RNA of Akanthomyces muscarius, 1569 nucleotides long. RefSeq lists its product as uncharacterized. Lineage: Eukaryota; Fungi; Ascomycota; Sordariomycetes; Hypocreales; Cordycipitaceae. The record is from RefSeq and is a predicted model, not a curated record. The transcript has 6 exons. The coding region runs from base 1 to 1569 and encodes 522 amino acids. Gene Ontology annotation, molecular function: hydro-lyase activity.